AUGGAAGUUAACAAGAUGAAUGACAUUGAUAAUAAUGAUCUUCCUAUUAUUCGCGUAGCUGGCGUACCUGAACAUUUUAAUGAACCAUGGAGAAUAGGAUUAGAAAAAAAUUUAUUUAAAAAUGAAGGUAUUGAUAUUGAAUGGUAUUCAGUAAAAGAAGGUACAGGUUCUAUGAUUAAUAAAUUAAAAUCAAAUGAAGUUGAUGUUAUUGUUGCAUUAACUGAAGGUUUAAUUAAUGAUAUUGCAAAUGGUUCUGAUAUUCGUCUUCUUGGUACAUAUGUUCAAUCACCAUUAGUAUGGUCUGUUAGUACAGGUGCUAAUUCAAUUUAUAAUUCAAUUGAAGAUUUAAAAGGUGAAAAAUUUGGUAUAAGUAGAUAUCAAAGUGGUUCACAUUUAAUGAGUUGUGUUCUUGCUAAUCAAUAUGGUUGGAAACAAUCCGAUUUAGAAUUUAUUGUUUGUCAUAAUUUUGAUAAUUUAAGAAAAUCAGUUAAUGAUAACACAACAGCAGCUUUUAUUUGGGAAUAUUUUAUGCAAAAACCAUAUUAUGAUAAAGGAGAAAUUCGUCGAAUUGGACAAAUAAUAACACCAUGGCCUUGUUUUAUGAUUGCUUCAACAACACAUUUAAUUAGUAAACAUUUAAAUGAUAUUAAAAAAAUGUUUAUUGCUUUAGAAAAAGCUUGUUUAUUAUUUCAAACAAAUUCAAUUGAUUCAAUAAAAAGAAUUUCAAUAAAUUAUGGUUUAAAUGAAGAAGAUGCUAAAGCUUGGUUUGAUAAAGUUAUUAUUACUCCAACAAAUACAAUAUCAGAAUCAACUAUUGAAACUACACUUGAUGCACUUAAAACUGCUCAUUUAUUAAAUAAUGAAAAUGCAAUAUCUGAUCCAAUUAGAUUUAUUGAUACAAGAUUUACUAAAUUAACAGUUGAUAUUAAAUCAAUGCGUCUUUAUAAUAAACCAGAAUUAUUAAUAACAUUAAGAAAUAAUUUACGUGUUGCUGGAAUUUCAAAAGGACCUAUAUCUUAUAUUGAUUUACUUCCAUAUGAUCAAAAUCAUUAUUAUGGUACACAAGUUUUAGAUUUAGCUGUUAAUGAACUUAAACUUAAUCAAUAUGAUCAAAAUUCAAAUUGGUUUAUUCAAAUCGGUUCGAAUUUAGCUGGUUGUGCAAGAUAUUUAGCUGGAAAAUAUCAAUUAAAAGUAUUAGCUAUUGAAUUACAAAAUGAUCUUUCACAAACAGCAAGUGAAUUAACUGAACGAUGCAGAUUAUCUAAUUAUGUACAUCAUAUAGCUGGAAAUUUUUUAAAUGUUGCUGAACAUUUACAAGAAAAUUUUUAUUAUGGUAUUCUUAGUUGGAUAACUAUUUUACAUUUUAAUCAAAAUGAAAGAAUUCGUUUAAUUGAUCAAUCUUAUCGUUUACUAAAAGAAAAUGGAUUUUUUUAUUUGGAAGAUUUUAUUCGUAUUGGAAAUAUUAGUUAUGAUGAAUCAAUCAUUUUAGAACAUGAUCUUUAUUGUAAAUAUUUACCAACAAUAGAUGAAUAUAAAUCAGUAUUAAUUCAAGGAAAAUUUCAAAUAAUUAAAGUUGUUGAUUUAAGUGAUGAUUGGAGAAUAUUUACUAGUGAAAGAUUAGAAAAUUUUCGUCAAAAUAAAGAAGAAUUAUUAAAAAUUCAUGGAGAAGAUAUUUAUAAUCGUUUAGAAUAUUUUUAUGCAUCUGUUGCGAAACUUUUCCUCGGAAAAAAUGUUGGAGGUGUUAGAAUUAUUGCUAAAAAAUAA
Messenger RNA from Rotaria sp. Silwood2, 1764 nucleotides. NCBI's taxonomy places the organism in Eukaryota, Metazoa, Rotifera, Eurotatoria, Philodinida, Philodinidae. The record is from the annotation of a GenBank genome assembly.